Molecule: messenger RNA, 1608 nt
Organism: Thunnus maccoyii (southern bluefin tuna)
Lineage: Eukaryota; Metazoa; Chordata; Actinopteri; Scombriformes; Scombridae
Product: leukocyte cell-derived chemotaxin-2-like
Exons: 6
Coding region: 222-989 (255 amino acids)
Source: RefSeq, a predicted model, not a curated record
GUCAAUAAAGUGAGCCUUUUCCAGCAAGUAAAUGGCUGUGUUUUCUAAAGGCCAAUAUCAAUAUUGACAGUGGGGGAACGUCCUGUGGUCUGAGCCUGCAGCUUUCACAGCAGGCUGGUCUUCCAACAGUCCCUGCUUUGUGUUUCUACCCACUGUGCCUGCAGCCACACUACGACUUCUCCAUAAGACCGAUUUUUGAGUUCUGACCUGAUCUUCUGACAAUGAGAAUGCUGCUGAGGGUCUGUCUCAUUGCAGCUCUGCUAGUAUGCUAUGUCCUGUUAAGUUGUGCUUCAGAGCAUAAAAAGAGGAAAGGUGAAGAAUUUCAAAGCUCUGACAAGAACACUGACAGCACCAUCCAGGUGAAGAGAAAUUACACAAGAGCGCAUGACAGGAGACCUAAGGUUGUGACUCGCAGGAAGACGGUCAAGAAGACAGGAAGUAAGAACAUUUCCAUGGAACCAAGAAGUGACACCGGCUGCACCAAACUGGGAGGCAUCUGCCAGCCUAAACGAUUCAUCUGCCAAGGCCAAUACCUGAAAGACAAAUGUUCAAGGGCUAAAACACAAAACCGGCAAUGUUGUAUGCCAGUUGGAGCCUGGAGCGUCCUUUGUGCUGGCCACCACAACAACAGAGUGAGGGCGUGCGAUGUGCAUGGCAGAGCUUUCAACUCCAGAGGUGGUAAAGGCUUCCAUAAAGCAGUGGACUUGGUGUGUGAUGACUAUGGUAUUGUCAACGCUCCAUUCUCAGGCUCUCUGGCGGGUCCAGUGAGUCAAAAAGACCAUGCUGGAAUUCAGUAUGAUGGGGUCAAACUUCUCAACGAUGUGCACUGUGUGAAGAUCUUCAACAUCCGUCCUUACCGUUACAUUGGCCCAGCGGCUCAGGGAGAACCUUUGGGUUAUGUGUUGCCACUGCAGGAACGCUUCUCUGGCAUCACCUCACACCUGGAGCUGCAGAUGUGUGACGGCACUGACCCUUCACCUUUGAUAUGAGCCCUGACACACGGUCUUUUCUAUGACCUCAGAGUUUUUACCUUUGUGACCUUUCCUUAUCCAAUUUUCCCUUCACUUUUAAUAUGACUUUUAACUUUUAUAUGUCAUGUAACCUUUGACCCAUGACCCUGCAAAUAAUCCCUAAUACUGAAUACUUAAAUAUGAUUAUGACACUUAAUGUUACUUCUAACUUUUCCAUUCCCUAAACAUUUGCAGUUGUUUUGUUCAACAGCUCUGACACUUCACUUUUCAUAUCACAUUUAACAUCUGGCUUGUGAUGCAACAGUAUCAUAUUUUCAUCCUCUACUGUAUGUAGCCUACACAACUUUGGGCUCUCCAGCAUUUUAAAACCAAUAUCUCACAUUUUGAGAAUUAUUAUUAUAUUUAUAUUUUUUCACCACCAAAGGACAACUGUUUCUCUGAAGUACAUAAUUCUUAAAAGCUCAUGAUGGCCAGCGUUUGUGUGACUGAUGAUCCUUUAUCUCAUUUUUUUGUUCAUAUUUUAGCCUUUGUAUUUUCAUAUUACCAUUUUUCCACUGAAUGUCAUGUUUUUUUUAAAGUUAACUGGAAAAACUAAAUUUAUCAUAUCUAUCAUAACUUACAUUUAUUUUUACACACA